AUGGCUCAGGUCUCCACACCGCAGAGCCUGCGGGCUGCCGCGCCCCGCGCGCCCCGGCUCCCGCGGAUGCUGAUGGCCUGGCGCGGGGCCCGCGGGUGCGGGGCGCCCCAACACCCUCGCUUUCCCCUCGCGCCGGGAUCCCAACCGUCACCGAACCCUGCGCGCCGGGACUCGGCGGAGCCGGCGGGUGUCGGACCCCUCGGAGGCCGACGCCGUCCCCAAAGUCGCCGAGUCGCCUCGCCGCUCCUCAUGGGCGGCUACCUGGGCAAAUGGGGGGCUCCGCCCCCCGCGGCCGAGGGGGCUGCAGACCCGCCGCAGAGGCCCGCGACCCGCCAGCCCUCCCAGGCUCUUCACCAGCUCCACCGGGUUCAGCACGUCCACCGCGCCCACCCUGCGCCGCGGCUCCGCCCGGGCCGGAGGCCGCGGGACUGGGACCCCGCCAACCCCGCCUCGUGGGCAGCGAGUGAGGCCUGGAGGCGCUUCCCCAUGCGGCGCCCCCAGCGUUCCAUCGUGGGGCCGCUGCCCGCGGACUGGUGGGAGAGCUACCUGAAGCGCACCAUCUGGUCCCUCCGGCACCCCCGGGCAGUGUGGAGCCCCGUGACCGUCAGAAUCACCCCCCGGGCGCAGCGAGGGCUCCGCGCCGGGCCCCGGGCGCAGACCAUCCGCUCGGCAGGGGCUUCCGCCUCGGAGACGCCCCCGGACCCGCGUGCGAAGGAGACGGUGCUCCGGGUCCUCAGAGAGUCCAAGCCAGGGAGGCUGCGGCCGGAGGAGCCGCCGCCCCGGGCCCCCGCGAGGCCUGACAGCAAGCGGGGAAGCCCCGAGGCCACAGUGUCUGCGUUCAAGCCUCUGGGGCGGAGUGGGAACCCCGCAGCCUUCGUGCCCAACCUCGGGCCUCUUAGCUUGGGCCAGGGCUUGAACAGGAGGCCCAGCUCCUGCUCCCUGAGCUCCGUGGCCAGCUCGCGUCCAGAGGGCCCCAUGGGCGCCAAGAGAAACGCGAUCAUCAGCUCGUACAGCUCCGCCGGAGGCCUCUCCGAGCCUGGGAAGAGACAAGCGCCCCUCCCGAUUCCCGAGUGGCCGGUGAAGAAGAAGAGCGGUCCUCAGCGGCGCGUGCCAGGCCCACUGGCCUCAAAGGAGCCCCCAGCAGCGUCCGGCAGCCCCGGGCCGCGACGCGAGGAGACUCCACAGCUGCUCGCUGGCCCUGAGCCCCCGCUGGCCCUGAGUCCAUCCCUCCAGCUCGGCUAUGCAGUCCCCGCUGAGGACCUGGCCUCGGGGACAGAAGGUAGGCUUCCGUGGAGCAGCAAAACCAAGAAGGAUGUCACGGAUGCCACCGCAGACCCUGCACCUGACUCCCAGUCUGCGGCUCUGCCUUCCCUGUCCCGCACCCUGUCUCCUGCAGGCCCCGAUCCAGCCGAGGGCGCAGAUCCUCAGGUGGCAUCUCCAGGCCCAUGGGCCUCCCCAGAGCCUGCGGGAGAGAGAACCAGUAUGGUCCACUCGCCUCCGGAGAUGCCCAGCCUGCUGGCCCCACUCAGGUGCUCCGGGCCAGAACCCCAUGCAGGCCCCUCUGCAGGCUCAGAGUCCACAGCUGCUGUCACCUUUCUGACCCCCGUUCCCCCCACCUCACCUGUCACUGACACCACAUGGCUACCCUCAACCUGUCAGGCUGACACGUCUCCCACGCCCCCGGACCCACCUGCCAUCACCCCCAUGGCACCCUCGGCAGAAAGGACUGCGUUUGGAGGGGUGAGGAGGCCGGUUCACCAUCUUUCUGCCUCUGCACCGCCUGCUGCCGCCUCUGCUGACCCCACAUCAAAGCCCAGUUGGAGGUCCCCACCCAACAAUGAGGCCGGAGUCUCCUUACCUUCCAGCAUCUCAGCCACAACAGCAGCCCGACCUCCUCCAGGCCUCUCAACGCCCACCUUCACGCCCGUCUUCGGCGGCAUCGAACCGCUUAGAAAGAGGCCUGCGAUCACUCCUUUCUCCUUCGAGCAGACCUCUCCUCCAGGUCCUUCUGCUGCUGCCCACCUCUUCCACAGCCUGGGCAAGAUCAGCUCUAUAGCCACCUCCACCACCCCGGUCAGCACACCCACAGACUCCUCUCUCAAGCCACCUCUGGACUUUGGUGGAGCAGGUGUUACCAGGACCGUAGGCAACAAUUACUCUGACCCUCCCCCUCCUCACACUUUCCCCUUUGGGGCUUCCCAUGCCUUCAGGGCCAAUUUCUCGAGCCCAGUCAGCGGCUUCACUUUCCCAGCUCCCCAGCUUUCUACCAUUCCCAUGGUAAAUGUGGGCAACAUCUUCAGCCAGGUCUUUCCCAGCUCUGUCCAACUAUCCCCUAGGGAAACCGCUGCCCAUUUUAAGGGCAAGGUCAUCCCCCUGUCGCCCUCAGCCCUUGUAACCUCAAGCCAGCCCACAUUGUCAUCGGGCAUCUCCAACCCAACCUCAGCACUCACCGCUUCUUUGGGGUCAAGCUCAAAGCCACUUUUCCCACAAUCCCUGGGAGUCACGCCCCAGCCUGUGUUUGGAGCCCCAGGUGGGCAAAGGCAAGCGGCUCUCCAACCAGCCCUUAGCCCAUGCUUCAAGAGCUCUUCUGUUUUUGGAAGCUCAGCAGUGGUAUCCCCAAUCCCAGCCUCAACUCCAGCCCAGCCAGCCUUUGGCAGCCCCACACAGUCAGCAUUUGGGGUGUUGACACCCUCUGCCUCCACCUUCCAUGUCCCUGCCAGCAUCCAGACAGGCACAGGCAUCACCCCAGCAGGCUUUCUCUUGGGUCCAGCUAGUGCCACUAGUUUUGGGGUUGUCUCCCAGACCCACCAGAGUGGGGCUCAGACCUCAGUGUUCGGCAGCACAGCCCCACGACCUUUUGCCUUUGGGGGGUUAGUGACCCCUAUGGACUGUGGGGAGUCUGGGGACAGCAUGACCAUCCCAGACAUGAGCUCCAACUCUGGAGUGUUCUCCAUGGGAGCAAUGCCCGGUAGGGCCACAUAUACCGUCACACCCUUUGGAAAAGGCUGGAGUCAGAACACCCAGGGCCUAACCCCCCAGAACACACCCUUUGCCUUGGGGAGGCCCAGUAUUUCUACCAGAAAGAUUGUGUUUGGAGGCCCUCCCAUGGCCCCCUUUGCUCACAGCCUCCCUGUCCCCAGACCAGUUAAGACAGGCAGUAGCUUUGGCUUAGGGAUUCCCUCUCCACCUGCCCAGUGCUCCCUUGGGAGAGGGUCUUUCAGAUCAGCAGUCCCUUCAUUUUCCAUUGGUGCCAAACCCAAAACUCCAAAGAAUCGGGAGUCGGGGCAUUCCCGAAGGCAUCAUCCUCACAAGAAAUAG
This is a messenger RNA of Pipistrellus nathusii (Nathusius's pipistrelle), 3318 nucleotides long. The record is from the annotation of a GenBank genome assembly. Lineage: Eukaryota; Metazoa; Chordata; Mammalia; Chiroptera; Vespertilionidae.